ACUUUAAUAUUUACCGAGAACUGUGGGAAAGCGUCGAAAUGAGUUUACAAUUUACCUGGCGAGUACAACUACUCUCGUGUGUAUUGAGUUUAUACAGCAGAUCUAUCAGCGCGCUUAGGAUCGCUGCCAAUAAGCAAUCGUGACGUCACAUGCUUCUUCUUAAUGCGAGCGACGCACACCUGCAAUGAGCUUGAGCCACUGCCAUGCGGCCGACCGCUAGAGAUGUCCAGGAAUGAGGCAAUGAGGAAUUUGAUGUAACCGUAAGGACAAGGAACUUGAUGACAUUUUAAUUAAGAUGCACAACCCAAAAAUUUACCGUUUGUCAUUAAUUAAUUAGAGCAACAACAACAAUGGACUGAUGCGAACAGUUGUUGCUAAUGUCUGCCAAAAAAACAAAACAAAGCGAAAUAAAACGAAAUCAAAAAAUAAAACAACUACAGAAAAGAACGAAGCCACAGCAUGCAACAGCAGCAACAUCAACGGCCCAGCAGCAGCAGCAAUAACGGCAACAAAUUAUUUGCUAGAAUUGAGCAAUUUGCUAGUUCUGCGUUGCGUAUAGGCAAUAUUAAAAAUAAAGUACGAGCGCCCAGCGAAACGGCAAGAGCAGAUCACCUUGUCUAGAGAUCAUCCAUUCGGAAGAUGAACAAACGCGGCAUUAUCAUUCUGUGCAUCAUUGCCACGCUGCUGUGCAUUGUGCUCGGCGCGAACUUCUACUUCAUGUACUAUCUCAACGCCGAAGAGAGUCAGCUGGCGAGUGUGCGUGCGCUGGAGAACAUGAUCCGGCACAAGAUACGGCAUCUGAAGCCAGCGUAUCUAAAUCGCAAUCCUCGCUUCUUCAUGUUCCGCAACAAGCUGCUGAAGAACUACAAGCAGGCCAAUUACGAAAAUGCCAGCGUGCUCUGGGAGAUAGCCAACUGGUGGCCACACGAGAACGAGAUCUAUCCCUUGUACGACUCCUCAAUGGGACAGCUGCUGAAGACGUUGCGCGACGAGCCCAUCACCAGGGCCAGUAAUUUGGCACGGGGCACACAGCUAAAGCUACUGCUACGUCUCAGCCAGCAGCAGAAGGUAAUCUUCAAGCCACAAUGGUAUCCACGUGACGUGGUCAUAGAGGGCGUCGUCUAUAGCGGCAAGGAUCGCCAUGUAGCCGAGGUGUAUGCCUUCUAUUUGGGCGCUGUGCUCGACUUGCGCUGGACACCCAUUGUGGUCGGUCGCGUGGUGAAUCUCAAAACUGAGAUCUACGCCCACGGCGAUCAGGAGCUGCAGAACACAAUAAAAAUUGAAGUGGAUGAAGAGGGCAAGGAGACAUACUGCCUGUAUGGCAGGUGUCACUACUGCAACGAGGAGGAGACUGUCUGCGGCGAUGAGCAGCACAAUAUCGAGGGCGUCAUUAUCUACAUUGUGCCGGGCACGCUGGCCAAACGGCGUUCACCCUGGCAACGCACCUACAAGGAGGAGAAGCGCGCCAUUUGGGAAGAUGAUAUGACCUACUGCAAAUCUCUCAAGAACAAGAUGGAAACAAUGCGACUAUUGGACCUCAUAGAUGUGGCCAUAUUUGACUAUCUGAUACAGAAUGGAGAUCGUCAUCAUUACGAGACGCGCGAAGAGCGCGUGGUGCUCAUUGACAAUGGCAAGGCGUUCGGUAAUCCCAACAAGGAUCAUCUGGAUAUACUGGCACCGCUCUAUCAGUGCUGUCUCAUACGUAAAUCCACAUGGGACCGUCUACAAGUAUUCUCGGGCGGCGUUUUAACCGAAAUCGUUGAUCGUCUGUCCAAACAGGAUGCUCUCUAUCCGCUCAUCACGGACAAGCAUAAACGUGGCGUUGAGCGCAGAUUACUCGUGGUGUUCGCUGUAGUGGAGUACUGCAUGGACAAGGAGGGUGACAAGAUGUUCAAGACGCUCUAGUUCCAGUUACAGAUUAGCUAAGGUCUAGGUUGUUAUUAGGUUUAGUAAUUCAAGUGCCCAAAUACACGUAUUCUAUCUA
Molecule: messenger RNA, 1984 nt
Organism: Drosophila arizonae
Lineage: Eukaryota; Metazoa; Arthropoda; Insecta; Diptera; Drosophilidae
Product: glycosaminoglycan xylosylkinase homolog
Biological process (GO): protein phosphorylation
Cellular component (GO): Golgi apparatus
Molecular function (GO): phosphotransferase activity, alcohol group as acceptor
Source: RefSeq, a predicted model, not a curated record